AUGGUCCUAAGAAUGGCGAGACUCAUUGAUGAUGCCGACUACGAUGCAGGCGAAACGCCUGGAAAUGUACCAUGUCUACGGUUCAACUUUGGAAAUGAUUAUGCAGACAAUCGACCCCGGACUAGGUGCGUUCCAAUAAGUCUUCCUACCAAUAUGACCAUGUUGCGAAAACAAGGUGAAACAACCUCUAAGAACGAAAGGAGACUGCGACCACACAAAAGGCCACACUUCUUGGUCUUCAUACCUACGAUUAUUUUUUAUAGUCUACAUUUGUCAAACUACUAA
Protopolystoma xenopodis is the source of this 285-nucleotide messenger RNA. NCBI's taxonomy places the organism in Eukaryota, Metazoa, Platyhelminthes, Monogenea, Polystomatidea, Polystomatidae. The record is from the annotation of a GenBank genome assembly.